GUCGGUCGAUACGCAGAACAGUACUGAGGGUGGCAUUGUGCGACCGGCAUCUGACUCGUGAGCAUCCCUCACUAAAAUCUCUCUUUUGGGAACCUCAAAUACAGCGUGUGUCUCUCAAAACAUCAUUUUCACUCAAUUAACUUUAUUCAUGUGGAAUUAUAACAAAAAACUCAUGAGUGUUGUUGUGAUGGCCAAAUGAGUGCACCUAUGAUUUAUUUGAUUGGAACACCUUUUGGGAUUUGGUAACACCUAUUGAUUUAUUUAGUGAACACUCUUAAAUUACUUUUUUUUCUUUGUGUUGAAAAUAGAAUGAACUGGAAUUUCAAUUGAUGUGACACUUCUUGGUGAACGUACAGUUUCGAAAAUGCUAAAACAACCUGCGAUUUAUUCUGCAAUACCUAAUAAGAUUGGAUAGCAACACCUAUUGGCUUUCUAUAAUACAGUGAUAUCAAUAAUAAGAAAAUGUUUGUGAAGGUAAAUAGAGCGAAAUGGAGAGCGAUGCCAAUCUUAGCGUUCAUCAAUAGUUUUUAGUGACAAAAAUACUAAAACACUUAGGAUUUAUUGGGUAACAAUUUCUUCUAUCAAAUUGUUUUCUAAAUUGUAUCCAUAAUACGGAUGUUUUUAAGACGGUAACAGAGUAAGUUACAUUUAAAAAUGAAAGUUAUUAAAAUAAAGCUGCAUGCAUGAUUUAAUAGAAUGAUUAUUGUAAGACGUUUAACCAACGAUCGACAUAUAUAUUCAAUGUAUUGCUAUAUAAAAACAAAUUCUAGUUCGGAAGUAAAUUUAACAUAAGAUGAAGUGCCCUUACCAGAAUUAUUUUUUCGAUAUCGAUAUUUGAAUGUUUCAAAAUGUGUUGUUAUAAACUCUAUAUUUUCUCAAUUUUUUAAAGAAAUAUGUUAAUAUUUUCAGUCAGGAAACCGUUCUUUAUUUCAACAGGUUGAAAUAUAAUGUUUAAGUUUUUUUCCCUAAUAUAUUCAACUCCAGCUUUUAGAAUUCAUUGAUAAACAACGGAUAAGUAAAAUAAGGGGAUAAUUAUUAUAAUAUCAAAUAAAAGCAGAAAAUAAUUUCUAUGUCUUUUGGAAGGUUUGUAGAAAAUGUUCUAAACAUUUCUGCUUACUAAUUUCUUGGAAAAUUAUUAGAUUUCAAUUAUUUAAUGUAAACUAUUUUACACAAAUGCAAUUACAUAGAUAAGAACUACUAAAUUCUAUUUUCCAAACAUGCACGAAUAUUUUUCGUUUUUAUUCAAUUAAUUGUAAUUAAUUUAUGAAUAUUUUCAACUGAAUCCCAAAACUAUAAAACUUUAACAUUCAGUUUUAUUUUGUCUGGAAGUUCAAAAUUUUAACAAUUUGAGUAAAUUUUAAUAAGUGAAAAUAUUUUUUUCAGUUAACUAUAGUAGAAAUAAUAACAUUGUUAAAUUCAUAAUCCCCUUUACGUGAUUUUGCAAACUAAAUAAAUAAUAUUUGCAAGAAUAAAUAAAUAAUAUUUGAAAGAAUAAACAAGUUUGUUUAUAUUCCUUAUCAAAAAUGGUUUUUCGUUCAAUAAAAGUGCAAUAUAAUUUAUAUAAAAGCAAUUCAAAAACAGUACUUAUAUAAUUAAAAUAGCAAUACUUGAGAAUGUCUUAAUUGUCUUAAAAGAAUACUUUAUCUCCAUGUUCUAAAAUAUCUUACCUGUUCUUCAUGGCAAAAGAUUUAAUUAGCAUUUAAGAGCUUGGUAAUUUUCCUUAGUGAACGAACAGCAUUGGCCACCCCAAACACUGUAAUCAAAACAAAGCAAAUAAGAUUUACUUAAAAAUGAAAAAUUAAUUGCUUUAAACAGACUUUUAUUCUUUCGGACUAAAACUUCCAUAUUUCAGGAAUGACUAUGCACUUCAUUAAUAACAAUAACAUUUAAAAAAGAAAAAAAAGAAUAGUUUAUACUUAAAUAAUUUAUUUGUAAUCAGUACUUUUUCCAAUUUUUUUAAAAUUGGUAAUUUUGAAAGAUACUCAAUUUCCCGUUUCAGUUUUUUUACAUGUAAUGAGAUUUAACGUUUUAUGCCUAAGUUAUAAAAUCAUUCACCUUUGCAUUGUUUAUCUAAAAUGUGUAUACAUUUCACUCAACAAAUUAAGCUAUAACUGAAUGCAAAUAAUUUAAAAAAAUCCCAAGCAGCUAUCAAACGCACAUCCAGUUUAGACUGAUUUUUACAAGCAAUCAAGCGCCAAAUCUAUGAAUUCAAAGUAAUGUUCAAUUAAAUUAUCGCCAUAUUGGCGAAAAUGAUUUUUGGCUGUUUUUUUAAAACCAGUAGGUUAUACCAGAUAGCAAUGAUUCCAGAUACUUCUCUGAAUAUCGAUGAAAAAACAGUGCUAUAAUCUCGAUUAUAAAAACAUGCAAUAAUAUAUAAGAUAUUGCGGUGGAUUUGAUUUGUAAUUCAACCAUUGUUAAACUGAUUUAGGAAAGACUGCUUUAGGAUUAGGAUUUGACUGCUCUCUUAAGACAGAUUUAGGAAAGAAAAGGCUUAACUAAUGUUUGAUGGCGAAUUAAGUUUUAAAACAGAUUGCUGAUGAAAUAGCGCGAGGAAUAAUAAGUGAUGAUCAACGUUUCAGUAUUAAAUUUUUAAGUUAGAAAAGUACGUUCACUAAAAGACUCGUUUAGCAUUUAAUCAAUAUGAAGAACUCGAAUGGGUGAAUUAAACGAACAAGUUUAAGCAUGUUUUAGUUUGAAGAAUGCGUUCAGUCAUAAAAGCAUGUUCCAUCUUGAUUUCCAACAAGAUGUGUACCAGAAAUAAAUAUUUUGAAUUUAGGUGUUCAUUUGUCGAAAUGGUAACUUCCAGCAUUUGAUUUAAAAGGAGUGUUGUUAGAACUUUGAGAACCGAAACUGAUUCCAUCAGGAAUAACUAUGAUCCGGAUUCGUGUACCGCUGGUCCGGCCCUUGGUGCGUUGCACAUUCAAACGCCUUUUGCGAGUUCUGCCUUCGAUUCUUCUGCUUCUAUUUGUUUUUUCUCUAAUAUUUGUAACUCUCAUGCAAAUUGCUGUUAUACACUCACACAGAAGAGGUCACUUCGUGCCUGGUCGACACGACCCUCUCAGCAACUCCACCCUUCUACCCCCGACAGGGCACACCAUCCUGGGGGUGCCCAGUCUACAACUUCCGAACAGUGUGACAAGGCCCGUUCCCCACAAGAGGCCGGAGACACUGAGAGUGGAGGCCUUUUUAGACAAGUCAGCUCCCACUCUCGAGGCUAAUGCGGUUAUUGUGAAAAAUAUGAUCCACUGUACCAGGGUCAGAAGGGUGCUGGACUUCCUGGGUGCUCGGACAUCCUCCAGGGAGAAGGUGCACGUGGUUGAGAAAUUGUCAUUUAAGGACGACACUGUGUUUGGAAUGAAGAAGCCUUGUUGCUCGGAUUAUGUCAAAUGGCAUAAAAGAAAAACAUGUCCUUCUGUGCCUCCCCUAGCCGGCAGACUUCGGGUCGAUGUGUCUUUCCAUAACAGGACGGACGUCGAAGACUUGUUGCGCCGGAGCCCUUACAUGAGGGGACGGGGCUCGUGGACGCCCCAUCACUGCGCCCCUCUCUUCAGGGUAGCUAUCAUUAUCCCUUAUAGGGAUAGACUAGAACAUCUCACCACCCUCCUAUACACCCUACACCCUCUCCUUCAGCGACAACUCCUGGAAUACAGGGUGUACGUCGUUGAACAGUGGGGAAAUGAUACAUUCAACAAAGGUGUGCUGAUGAACGCAGGAGUGCGUGAGGCUCUGAAAGAUUCUGACUUCCAAUGUUUCGUCUUCCAUGAUGUCGACAUGAUACCGGAGGAUGACAGAAACCUUUACACCUGUCCACCCUCACCACGUCACCUAUCAGUAGCCGUCGACAAAUUCAACUACACAUUACCGUACGCAUUACUGGUAGGAGGAGUAUUUUCCAUCAAACUGGAACACUACCUGGCAGUGAACGGAUACUCUAACCUGUACUGGGGUUGGGGGGGUGAAGACGAUGAUAUGGCAUACAGGAUACGGUUCCGAAAGUUGGAUAUCAUUCGACCUCCAGAAGCACUCGCCAGAUACUCCAUGAUCAAGCAUGAACACAGACCUGAAUCUCCAAACGCCAUCAGGUCGGCGUUGUUGAGGAUGGCGAAGAAGCGUUCGUCGAGAGAUGGUCUCAACACAGUGAAGUACAGAGUGUUGUGGAGGCAUGAACAUUUAUCUUAUUCACAUCUCAUGAUCGAUAUCGGCAAACACCACAGGUGGCAGUUCCUCAACGGACAACGUCUUGUAAUAAACUUCUGACCCUCCUUU
Parasteatoda tepidariorum (common house spider) is the source of this 4266-nucleotide messenger RNA. RefSeq names its product beta-1,4-N-acetylgalactosaminyltransferase bre-4. Gene Ontology annotation, biological process: glycosphingolipid biosynthetic process; carbohydrate metabolic process. Gene Ontology annotation, cellular component: Golgi apparatus. Gene Ontology annotation, molecular function: N-acetyl-beta-glucosaminyl-derivative 4-beta-N-acetylgalactosaminyltransferase activity; galactosyltransferase activity. The record is from RefSeq and is a predicted model, not a curated record. Lineage: Eukaryota; Metazoa; Arthropoda; Arachnida; Araneae; Theridiidae.